AUGAAUCCCUUCGGCAACUCAGGAGGCGGCGACGAUUUCUUCGGCGGCAUGGGCGGCCCCUUCGGCGGCAUGGGCGGCCCCUUCGGCGGUCCAAUGGGCGGUAUGGGAGGAAUGAUGGGAGGUGGCCCCCCUCCCAUGAUGGGUCGCGGCGGUGGUGGUCCUAUGGGCGGCGGAAACCCGCGUCAAGGCGGCUACUCAUUCUCCUCUACCUUCGACUCCUCGCGCCCUGAAGGCCAACAGUAUCAAGAGCACCACGAGCCCUUCGGUGACUACGCUGGCAGCCGGGGUGGUGGUGGCGGCGGUCCUAUGAGCGGCAUGGGCGGCGGUGAUCAUGAAUCAGCCCCGCGUGGUAGUAGUGGUCGCGGCCUCAUGUUCUCCGGUCUCUCACGCGCAGACAACCCCUUCCGCCAGUCACGCACUCCUGGUGUGAGCCGCGCCCAAGAACAGCCUACCUACGGCCAACAGCGCUACAUGGACGAGGAUACCCGCGGCGGUCAUGUAGAUCCGCGGUAUGGAGGCGGAUACGAAGACCCGCGUGCUGGUGGACAGUAUGGUCAUGGUGGAGGUCCAGGCCGCAUGUUUGACUAUGGUGGUCGUCAACAACCUUCGGGUCGGCAGGGCUACUACGAUGAUGAGUCGGAUUCAGAGGAUGAAGGGUAUAGGCCGCAGCAGCGGUAUGCUCCUCAGCAGGGUUAUGGUGGUGGUGGUGGUAGUUCGCGUCGUGCUGGCGGUGGAGGAGGAGGCGGUGGUGGUGGACGCCAGUUUUUCAACUUCGAUCGUAAUGGGAGGAGGAAUAACUAG
Messenger RNA from Alternaria hordeiaustralica, 801 nucleotides. RefSeq lists its product as uncharacterized. The coding region runs from base 1 to 801 and encodes 266 amino acids. NCBI's taxonomy places the organism in Eukaryota, Fungi, Ascomycota, Dothideomycetes, Pleosporales, Pleosporaceae. The transcript has a single exon. The record is from RefSeq and is a predicted model, not a curated record.